AUGGCUGUACCGACCGACAAGUCACAGCUACAGAGACCUUUAGCAAAGGUUUACAUAUUUGACAAAGUUCAUUUCUUACUUUUCAGCACCAAGCAGCCCAUUACGCCAAAAUUUACUUCCGAAACGGUGAAGGCCAAAAUUCAGGACAAAGAAGGCAUUCCUCCGGACCAGCAGCGUCUUAUUUUCGCCGGCAAGCAGCUCGAAGACGGCCGCACCCUCUCGGACUACAACAUUCAAAAGGAGUCUACCCUUCACCUCGUCCUCCGGCUGCGCGGAGGCAUGCAAAUCUUCGUUAAGACCCUCACCGGCAAGACCAUAACCCUGGAGGUCGAGCCCAGCGACACCAUCAAAAAUGUGAAGGCUAAAAUCCAGGACAAGGAGGGCAUUCCACCAGACCAACAGCGUCUCAUCUUUGCAGGCAAGCAGUUGGAGGACGGCCGCACUCUCUCCGAUUACAACAUUCAGAAGGAAUCGACCCUCCACCUUGUCCUCCGGCUCCGUGGUGGCCAGUAGAACUUUUUUUUACUCCUAGCUGGGCUGGUCCAGCGACUUUCAUUGGUUUUGUGUUGACCGGCCUUCGGGCUUUCACACACAACGGGACGUGAAGUC
This is a messenger RNA of Rhipicephalus microplus (southern cattle tick), 609 nucleotides long. RefSeq names its product ribosomal protein L40 (gene RpL40). Gene Ontology annotation, molecular function: protein binding. Lineage: Eukaryota; Metazoa; Arthropoda; Arachnida; Ixodida; Ixodidae. The record is from RefSeq and is a predicted model, not a curated record.